Molecule: messenger RNA, 2005 nt
Organism: Bombus huntii
Lineage: Eukaryota; Metazoa; Arthropoda; Insecta; Hymenoptera; Apidae
Gene: Dh44
Product: diuretic hormone 44
Exons: 4
Coding region: 412-996 (194 amino acids)
Cellular component (GO): extracellular region
Molecular function (GO): hormone activity
Source: RefSeq, a predicted model, not a curated record
CCCUCAACGUCACACGUCGUUAGCACUCUGCACGGUGAGGAACUCCUGCGUACCACCUGUUAUCCGUGGAAGAAACAGUUCGGUUAUCUUCCACCCGAGUAUAAUCGUAAUCGAGCUACGUUGCAGCAAACAUCGUACAUUAUCGGCUGUUUGCAAAGGAUCGGAACUCGCUUUGUCAGGAUCAAGCAAAUCGAUAAACGAAAAUCUCCCCCGUAGCCGCUGUCGACUAAAACGCCUGUUUACUUGGAGUCAUUCCUUCGAUUUUCUUCUUCUUCUUUUUCUUCUUCGUCGCCUCUGUCUCCGGCAGAAGAUUUUUAUCUGUGACGAGAGGACCUUGGACCCAUCGGACAGGAAUUGCACGAUCGCUUUCUAAUUUUCGAGAUACAUUCGUUUCCUGUGCUUGCAGACACAAUGACGCUUAUGAGCCUGCUUCUAUCUCUGUUAUUUGUCGCUAUGACUAAAUGUCAACCCAUAUCCUACGUGUACGAUGAAAGAGAAUUGUCUCGGGAUAAUCAUCCUCUCCUACUUCUCGUCGAUCACCGAAUUCCAGACUUAGAGAAUGAAAUGUUCGACUCGGGAAACGAUCCUGAAUCAACGGUAGUCCGGACGAAACGAUUGGAAUCAAAACGCAUUGGAUCGUUGUCGAUCGUGAAUUCCUUGGACGUGUUACGACAGAGAGUUCUUCUUGAACUUGCCCGGCGUAAAGCUUUGCAGGAUCAACAGCAAAUUGACGCAAAUCGACGUAUUUUAAAAACUAUCGGAAAAAGAUCAUUACCGCUUUACAACAAAGAUGUGCCCAAAGCUAUCGACUCAAGAAUAAGAAACGGAAUUGAUUAUGUCUUCGAACAGGAAGAGAAGAGCCACGAUCGAGACGUGGUGCCAGAAAGGAUCCCUGACAGAAUGCAGAACUGGCUACGAAAUGACGAUUCCGCUUUUCGAGAAAGACAAGACGAUCAAAUGCGAAGGAUCCAAGCAAAUGAGCUACGUUUGCUGUAAUCAACACAAAGGAAGAUCAAGUCACAAUACACUAUCGCUAUAUUACGAUUUUUUAUCUAACAAGCUAAUGGAUUGCAUAUAGUUUAUCUAUUAUUCGUCAUAUUCCUCAGGUUUUAUCAUAUAUAUAUACAUAUAAUACAUACAUAUAUCUAUACAUUUUGUGCUGUGCAAAAUUCAUAAUUUAAUAUCGCGUUUCAUUCAUGAAUUAUACGCAGAUUAUUCAUGUGUCAAGCGUAAAGUAAAUAUUAGCGCAUGAAGUUACCAGUAGUGCAAAAAGUUUAACAAUCAGAAUAUAACAGUAUUUUCUCCUAUCUCUUUUAUUUAAGUUUUAGUCGUCUUAAUUCUAAGUAAUUUUGUAGCAUCCAGAAGAGGAGGGAAAUAGAAAUACCAUGUGAAACAUAUGAUAUCAAUUUCCUUGUCUAUACUCGUACUUUUUUCUUCUCUAUACUAAUCAUACAAAACGAUUUAACUUUAGCUCUCGGACUAGACGUUUUACUAUUUUCUAUUUCUUCCUUUUCAAUAGCGCAAAAAAACACGAAACAAAACAGUAUUAUGCGUUGUGAUCCCUUAAAGUCUGCCCAACCAGUAAACCCCAGACAGAAGACAUUUUAUAUCCAAUUUUGGAUAUAAUUUAAUGUAAAUGUUUCUUCGUAUUAGUAUUAAGUUUUACGAACACGACGAUAGAAAUGUUUUAAAGUAUUUUAUUAUAAUUAUUUUGAAAUACGACUCUUAAUUAAAAUUAACUGCGAAGAUGUGCAAAGGAAAAACAAAUUGUAUUUAUCUAUUGUACAGUAAAAUUUCUUGAACAACCAAGUAUUCAUGUAAUAGUUUGGUAAUUAUUUCAAGCCGAACUUAGACGUUAUUUACAAAUAUAGAUCCAAAUGGCUGUAAAUUUGAUGUAAUGUAAUUAUUUAAAUAUAUAGAUCAAACGCUUUCUUCUCAACAAAUUUCACUCGUGAAAGAAAUAAAUGUAGUUAAGAAUAAAUGUUCCAUAGAACUAUCUCUUAAA